Dioscorea cayenensis subsp. rotundata (Guinea yam) is the source of this 459-nucleotide messenger RNA. Its product is annotated as miraculin-like. The transcript has 2 exons. Lineage: Eukaryota; Viridiplantae; Streptophyta; Magnoliopsida; Dioscoreales; Dioscoreaceae. The record is from RefSeq and is a predicted model, not a curated record. Bases 1 to 459 code for a protein of 152 amino acids. Gene Ontology annotation, molecular function: endopeptidase inhibitor activity.
AUGAAGCUCAUCAUCUUCACUUUCAUCCUUUCCUUUGUCUUAUCAACAAAGGCGGUGAUCCUCGAUACCGACGGCAAUGAGCUAAAGCCUAACACAGAGUACUACAUCCUCCCGAGUGCCACCGCUCUAUGCCGGAGGGCUCACCUUAGGGAAACAACAAAAAACAGUUCAUGUGCUGAAAAUGUGGCUGAAGUAUGGACUUUAGUCUCUGAUACCGACACCGGAAAGCGAUUCGUGAAGAUUGGUGGAGUUUUAGGGAACCCUGGGAAUGAUACUUUGGCCAACUGGUUUAAUAUACAAGAGUACAUGAAUGGUCUCUACAAGCUUGUUUAUUGUCCUACUGUUUGUGAGACAUGCAAGCCUGCAUGUGGAUAUUUGGGUAUUGUUAAUGAUGAUGAUGGGGGACUUUGGCUUGCUAUCACUGAUGAGCCAUUUGCUUGUGCUUUUACAAAGGCUUGA